UUUUAGACCAUUUCAUUGAUAUGGUAUUGCCUUUUCUAAGUCCGUUGAGAUGGCAGGCUCUGAUAUAUGGAGUGUGUUCACUAUACAGAUACACUCCAAGACACAAUCCCAUGUAUAUAUAUAUAUAUAUAUAUAUAUAUAUCUUAUAAAUAAUGCGUCAAAUAUGUUCAACCAGAAGGUGUCACUAUUACUGUACAAUUAACUGCUUUAAGAAUAACAAUUGUGAGUAAAUUUUCCUUCCUACUGGGCUUUCUCUUAUUUGUUCUUAGAGUUUUACGCAUUGCCAUCAUAGUGCCUUCGAUACGUUUCACCCGGCCUACUCCGUUGACCGUUCUAGCUUUCACUGGCAAACAAAAUCUUUUUCAUUAAUUUUUAUUAGCAAUUUGAAGACAAAGUAAUUUACAAAGCUCGGAGAUUAACACUAGCUUUUAUAUAUAUUUUCUGCUUUGUUCAGUGCAUGGCCUAAAUUACCAAAUAAAAUCGGGUAGCAGAUUGAACGAUUGUUUUGUUGUACUAUUGGAAUAAUUUUCAUUAUUACAUAAUAUGCGGUUAACAUGUUUGAGAACGUUGAGUUGAAGCAUAAUAUUCAUUACAAAUAAGCUUAAAUACUUUCAAAAGCAGUCACUGCUGACGGUGCAAGGCAAGAUAUCAGAAAGAACAACAUCGGCCCAAGUUACAAAAAUGCUAAGAAUGCAAACCAAACGGUUUGAAUAAAGGUGGGCCACGUUCAAAGCCAGACCAUCCAACAACUCAUGCCUUGACAGUACAAGUCCAUUCCCGGCUUGUGCUUAAUGGUACCUAGGAUUGUUUGGUAAAAUAACACGUUCGAGAAGUUUGCAACAAGGACCUUAAGACACUUGGGUUAAUCUGACCUAUUCUAUGAUAGGUAACAAGACCUUCAAUUUGAUAUGAAGAUAAAGAAAUUGAUUGAAGCAUUAUACGAUUUUCAAGCGGUUGGUAUUCUGGGUUGUUCGUUAACUCCGUACUGCGCUUGAGCUGGGUUCACCAAUCAACUUAAUAUCAUUCUGCACCAGAGUUGGGGUCGAACCAGUUUCUCGAAAAAUAGAAUAAAUCGGACGUUUGACCAGCGAGAGGGUCGUACAGUCAAGCAAAAACAGGUUUGUCGAAAUAAAGUAAUUCUGUACAAUCCCUGCACUCUCUUCUAGAGUAGUCCAAUCACAAUGCUUGCUUCUUGUCUUUAGAAGGUUCAUUCGACAAUGUAACAAAUUUAAUCCCUACUUAAGAUAGUAUAGUACUAGUACAAAUCGAUUAGAGUAUUUACUGAUGGUUUUUCAAUAUAAAGCAUACUAGUGGUUAAUCGCAGGUAAAUUGUCCAUGCAUUCCAGUUGUUUUUUUUUUUAAAUAAAAUUUUAGAGAUUUUUAGGAGAUUUAUAAAAAAUCUCAUCUAGUUAUUUAUACAUCCAUACAUGUAUUAUUGAAUAAAGACAGCGUUAUGUAUUGCUUUAACUCUAUAACGCUAAAGAUGGCUGACGUUUCGACAUAUGUUUUGAUACAACAGUUUCGUAAGAUUAUUAUUACACAAUCAAAUAUCAAUUGUUCGAUCCGCUAUUAAACGGUUAGGGACAGUGAGGUUUAACAGCAGCGAUGUUACUCCUUAUAGCAUAGGCCUGAGUAAGCGUAUAGCAGUGUGUUUCGUGUUUCAGCGGCUCCCCUUUGAAAGGUGCUGUUAUUGGGCCUCUAACCCGUCCGCUCACAUUGAUUAACGAAAAUCGUAAGUGGAGAACCUGGGUUUUGACAAACCCAUACGAACGCCUAUCUUAAUUGCUAGGGGUUAGUUGCUAAAUGUAACUCCUAAGAUAUUUUGAAGGUAGUCAUUGAAUUUUAAAGGUGGCUCAAAUCAUUCUAUAAGCAGAUUAUAUGAUCUACCCGUUUCGUCGUACAUAAUAACGGCCACGCCACCCUGGCGACCUUAGCCUCCCACUAAUGGUGUCGUUUCUAUUCCGCACCAUGCACAAAGUUUCCCGAAUCACACCUAUAACGAUCAUCUUGGAAGGAGCUGCACUUUAGUAUGACAUGAACCCUCCUUGCGCCAGUUCGUUUGUUUGAGCUGCUUCUGUCGAAAACUCAAUGGUUUUGAAAGGAAAUUUCAUGCCUGUGAACUCGAUUUUAAAGGUGUUGUACUUAGUUGUUCAUUAGCGAGGCGGCGCUUUGAAGCGUACGAAAGCUUCUUACAAUGAACGCUGCACUCAAUUUGUGUACGUCACACGUAAUGUCAGUCUUUCGUAUUCAUGUGUUAUAAGAACGCCACCGUCAAAUCACCUCUUGUCGUCGACUGAUACAUGAUAGAUUGCUACAUUGUUUACGAUGAAUAAGCUAAGCUGUUCAACUGCUGCAUGACGUGGGUUAUCUUUGACGCGGCCGUCGAACAAGAGGUUUAAUUACAGAUCUGGAGUAGUUGCAAUCUGGAUUUGAUUGCCUACAACUUGUUCACGGUGACCUGUAUGUAAACGAUGUCAACGAACGCGCAGCGAUUUUCUGUUUGUUUAGUUUAGGAGUAGCACAGGUUUGCGGUAAAAUUAUAGUACGCAAACCACAGAAUAUUUAUAGAGACCAUUAUUAUUGUUUUAAUUAAGUAUACUUCGAUUCGACGAUUGAGUUUUCUUAGCUCAUUACAUUCCAUGCUUUGUACUCUUCGGCGAAAAGGAGACUUCGAAGAUCAUGAGCUCAAAGUGUUUAGUUUUCAGACUCCCAUCCUCUGUGGCUAGCUAUCUCAUACGAGUUAUUUGUGCACUGUUUGCAACACCAAACACAGAACCACGGCAAACAUCGACGAGGAGCCACUGAAGUGAAUGAACUUCGUAGCUCGCUCCCCAUUAUCGUUAACGCUGUGUACUCGCCUGACAAGCCAGAUUUCUCCGUUUUUCUUUUGCCCUUGCUUACUCAGCCGUCCUCUCCGGUUCAGGCCGAUUUUCGCGCGAUCGAAGUAAGCUAAUCCAGCCGCGGUGUGACCCAGUCGCAUCAGCCAGUACCACAGCGAUGCUUGAUACUUCUUCCACAGUAGUUCGCCAGACAACUGCGAGGUACACAGAUCGCAUACGACGGAUCACACACGGACCGUCCCGCUCGUGUCCACAUAGAAGGUUCUACAGAAGAAAUUCUGCCUAUCGCGUACAUCCGUAUUGUCCACGAAGCACAAUACGAAGAGGUCGACGGUGGAAAGAAAGCUGCCGUUAAAGAGAGUGUCGACGCUUUGUCCACUAGCCUCAAGCCAAACUGUUAUUGGCUGCCCCCUAGUUUUAUUAUCCCAUUGAAGAAACCGAAAACAACUAGUGUCUACUUUCUGAUCAGUAAUAUUGUUUGCAAUAGCUACUAUUCUGAUUCAGCAGUGUGGCGUCACAAAGGUCCCUCCUCGGUGAUUUUUCCGCGGGUUUCCAAUCCUGUAGAAAGUUUCACCAAAACGGAUAAGAACCAUGUACAUGUUGGGAAGGAUGUACCGCAUUCUAGCACUCGUCUUGAUCUUAUUCUGUUCAGACUUUGAAUAUCGGGCCAAAUCAGAGGCGGCGACAAAAAUCAAGCAGACGGUCAGCAAUAUCCGAAAUGAUCUUCGCAACCGCGUGGGAAAUAGGACCCGAAACCAGGGUAACCGGACUCAAGAAUUCAAUCCAGCAGACCCUCUGUCGAUUCGAUUUUUGGUGUUUGGUGACUGGGGAGGUAUACCCUUCUAUCCGUAUAGCACGGUCAUUCAACGUCGAACAGCGAAAAAAAUGGCCCAGUUUGCCUCUCGGAAAGAAGUGCAGUUUAUACUAGCGCUUGGAGACAAUUUCUAUUUUACUGGAGUGCGAGAUGUCAACGAUCGACGAUUCCAAAGAACGUUCGAAGAAAUUUACAACGACGGAUCGAUGAGAAUCCCAUGGUACAUUAUCGCCGGAAACCACGACCAUGACGGGAACGUCUCAGCUCAAAUUGCCUACUCAAAGGUUUCAAACAGAUGGAUCUUUCCAGACUAUUAUUAUAGCCGGACAUUUGAAAUACCUGGCACGAAGGGGGAUACUCUGGACGUGUUUAUGCUAGACACAGUUCUCAUAUGUGGGAGGACAGCAGGCAACGAAGAUGACCAACCGAUCCCGCAAACUCGAAGCAAAAACUAUUCGAAACAAUUCCGAUGGCUAAUCGCUGAACUCGAAAAGUCUAAGGCUAAAUAUAUUCUGGUAGCUGGACACUAUCCAAUAUACUCCGCGUGCUCGCAUGGAACCACUGAUUGUCUAGUAUCGGAGAUGGUUCCUAUUUUGCAGAAAUACAGAGUAAACGCGUACCUAGCAGGACACGACCAUGACUUGCAGCACAUUCGACCUGACCUCGGUCCAGGAAAUUGGACAGUUGAAUAUUUUGUAUCAGGAGCUACCAACUUUAUCAACCCCUCGCUCAUCCAUAAACGGACGCUUCCAAAGGACUCAUUAAAGUUCGCAUGGGCAUCGCUAUUUAGCUAUGGCGGAUUCGCGUAUAUGGAGGUCAACCGGCAUCGAAUGGUUAUGCAGAUGUACAGCACGGCUGGAAUUAUGCUGCAUGAGCAUACCAUGCCUCCAAGAUUUUAAAAACCGCGCAAUUCUAAUAGGUUUACUGUUUGGCGAUACAAUACAACAAAAACACCUUUAUUUAAAGAAGAAUGUAUAGGAUAAUGCCAAGAGUCAAUUGAGAAGUUUUGAAUUCGUAAACUGAGUUACCCAAGCGAAGCCGUUAUAUGAAUAUUUUCAUGGCGUAUAAGCAGUCAUGAGAAAUCGAUGUUAGUUUUAGUGUAGGGAAUACUGUAACAUAUAGUUUAACAAGACUGUUACAGUAAUUCUGGGACUUGCAUUGGUUGCUUCCUAAUUAUUAAACGGCUCACUUUAUUUAAUAAUUAAUCAUACAAAUUAUUAUUAUUUAGAGAGUCUGCAUUGCGACGCGUAUUGAAUAGUACCUACUGAUAUGAACUGAGAAGACCGGUUACUGUUGGCGAGUAGGACCUCGCGCGGGCUGUAACGUAUAACAAAUCGAUUUGAGAGCUCCAAAUCAUUUUGUGCAAUAACUAGUCCAUUAAAUCCAUAAUAUUCAUAAUAUCUAACCUAUUUAGGUAGAGGGGCAGCCUCUUUCAGCACCUAAUCUUUUUUUUUAUCAUAUAGUGGCAUGGGUGCCAUAAAUGAGCUACUAUUAACGACCUUCAGUUUUCUUGGCGAUAUUCUGAGUAGGAUCGAAUUGCGCUGUAGUGCUUAUUGGGUUAAGAUGACCCUUACAAAGGCGGGCAUUUUUAAAGAUGUGUAGUAAUGUCAAUGAGAGCUGACUGAUACCUUGUGAAAGAAUAAUGAACUACAUCCUUGAUGCAGAGCUUUAGGUGUUCAAUAAACAGUAAAAUGUGUAUAAAUACUCUGUACAAUGUCGAGUCGACUAUCUAUCUUUUUAAUUCAUUCCUUGGUGGAAAGACAGUACAUUUUGGAAAGGCCGAGUAGAGAAACGUUCCAUUAAGUCAAAAUGAACUUGCUCAAGUGAACAGCUUCCCAUAACAAUACAGGUGACACUUGCCACAAAAAAGCGUGUCUGGAAUUUCAGAAUCAGCAUUCUUUAUGAAGAUAAGGUCAACAUUGUUGGUUAGAGCAAGCUUACAAUAUUUCAGAAGUUUGUUUUAAUAGUUUUUCCAACGCUUCGAUGAAUGAUGCUAAACUGUUGCGUUUCUUCAACGUUAAUAAUGAUUACAGGAUUUUUUUAAGAACUUGAAUGAUUGGUAUUUUUGGAUCUAGGCGUUUGACCUCCAGAUGUGAUUAUUUUUUACAUCAUUUACACUCCAAAUCCUACUGUUUCGAAGUAAUCUCUAUAUUAUUAUUAGUUACGUUCUAGAUUUAUAUGUGCUCGGAGGAACAGCCCAUUCUUGGGCGAGACUUAGUUGCAGUACGCUAUGAAAGAUUUUAUUCUGAAAAUGCAAUAUAAGACAGAUGACACAAAUGACCAUCAAUACGUUUUUAUUUAGUAAUUACUAUGCCAUCCUUUGUAACAGCCGACAACUAAUUAUAAUAAAACCCAUUGUCUCAAAGUUUAAAUGUUCUCGGUUAAUACCUGGCUAUAAAACAGGCCUGGAAUAAUUACUUUUACAGUCUGUUGAGCUCUAAUUAUUUUCAAGUACGAGUUAUCAGACAAAAUUUUCAUAUGGUAAUCUCUACCGAUACAAUGUAUUUACUUACAGAUAGUUUUAAAGAAACCUCUAUAAGUAAUUACACUGACCUGCAUGUUAAAGGAACACACCUUUUAAAAUAAUGACACGUUUGUUAACAGUUGUCAUAUGUAGUAGAUAAUUUUAUUACAAAACACACUUUACCGUACUUGUUUCGCAUUGGUCAUCACCAUCAAAUAUUACUAAUAUAUUAAUUAUCCUAUUAUAUUAUUAUUAUUAAAUUAUUAUUAUUAUUAUUACCAUUAGUAACGUUUUAUCUGUCUAAGGUGUUCCGUCACCGCUUCAUCGAUAGAAUACACACAAGAGACAGGCUAUGGCAUCGUCUAGCCAGGCCAUGAUGGCUACAAUCCGUUUUCGACGCUUUGCAACCUUACCUUACAGCGAUUGUGUUACAGUUAUUAUCAUUUUCCUUUUCGUUGUUUUCCGUUAUCCUUUUCUCAGUUUCGGCUUCGCAGGGGUAUCUUCCUAGGCUUAUUUUUUAUGCUUUUCCAUCGACCCAUUCAGUUUCCUCCUAUAUAUAUAUAUAUAUAUAUUCUCUUUCACACUAACUUAAACAGCAUCAUUGCUUUACUGAUAAUUCGUUCUGCACCAAAGCAGUUCUGCAAAUAUUUUCCAGGUGGCUCUUGUAUCAACGAACCCAGCCGCCGUGUCCCCGUGUAAACUCUCAUUUCCAUUAUGGUGCAUCGAUGUUUGUCUGUGCGCGUGUGUUAGGCAAAAGAAUUUUCGUAAAUGACGUGUUACUGCAUCUAAAUUUAUUAGCCAAAAUUAGACAGCUAACGGGCCUCUGCACAUGUCCCUCCUUGGAGCAAACAAUUAAGAGAGUGUUUGUGUUUGGGUCAGUGGCAGGUAAGUGAGAGAUAGGUUCAAACUCGCUUCCAAUCUGCUUUUUGACGUGAUUAUGAGGGUGUAUGAAGCUCGCUGGUCUAUGAUUAUAUAUAAUAAUAAUAUAUACCUCCUAUGGACGAAUACUCAUUCGAGUCCACAUUUAUGCAACGAAUUGUGUUACGGCUAUUUGUCAAAUUUGGCAUUUUAAGUAGCCAGGUACACGGCAAACGAGUGAAAGUUGUCUGAAUAACAUCGGUACAGAUCUGUGACAUUUUGAGACUCCAAACAACGGUAAGCCUUAAACCUUUAAGUGCAUUAUGUGUAUAUUUACUAGAUCUGUAUCUUUUUUGUAAAAUAUUUAUUUGGUCGAGAAUUUUAGAUAGAAUGAACUCAAAUAAACGCAAAUAAUUCAUCUAAUCUCAUGAGGUGUAGUGAAAAGCGAAACGACCGCCCGCGGUACUUUCCACUUUUCACUAGUGGCAGAUCAGCGUCUGUUAUCCUAGAGCCAUCACUAUCAUAUAGAGUUUCCCACUUAUGCCUAAAGUUAUGAGGAUAGUACUAAUAAAUUUGGUUUUUGUUGACACCAUUUUGCCCUAUCAAAGACCGGAACACGUCGAUAUAGUACACUUUCACGAAAGAAGCGUCUGCCACAGUGUUGGCAAAGCCACAGUCAACGAAAGCACUAUAAAGUGGCAGAAGAUAAAUAGGAACCACAGAAAUGGCUCUACAUCCAUUUUUGGGUAGCUACACAUGAUCCGAAGUGAUUUGUCUAUUCCUGUAUCAGGUCCGCGAGCUUGUAAUUAUAUAUGUACAUGUGUAUAAGCAUAUGAAUAAAUACAAACGUGUUGACUGCGAAGGUUAACUUUUCUGAAACUCUUUACCCUUAGUUACAAACACAAACAGAUAGGUGGGUAAAUUUGCGACAACUGCUCAAGAAAUUGUACGUCACUGCUUUGCGCCUUGAUUCGGUUAACGGAAACUGGUAAUAAAUGAAGCCUGACGAUAAAUCAACGUAUAUGUAUCUACUCGACGAAAAAUAGUCAUAGAAAGUAACAACCACAACAACCAAGUAGAAGUGGUAGAAGCUCGGUAAGUUUAUUGACGUACAUACGCAAAAGCAGAGAUGGCCAAUAUUAUCAUUAAUCACUACUUCAUCACACGUUAACUUACUUGAACCUGAAGAACAAUGAAAGAAAAAGAUAAAAACCAUAAUUGCUAUCUACGGAGAAAGGGUAACGAGACUAAGAUUAGCGUGACUGGCAACAAUUACGCAUCGAUCUAUGACUAUAGCCAAAAAGAGGAGAAACGGUGCAAAUCAAUAUUAUUUUCUUCAGAUGGCGUUAAGAAGACACUGUUAAAAUUAUUAUCCGAUUCUCUUUAAAACAAAAAGCAUGGGUUAGACAAUAUAUAAACAUCCUAUAACUAGGUUUACAACAGAAUGAAAGCAACGUUAUUAAUUAUGUGGAAUGUCGUGCUUAAGGUCGCGUAAUUAAAUCUUGCAAAUACUAGACGCACUCAUCUGACGGCACACUGUAUUCAUUAGAUGUACUUACUCGUACUUUAUAGUAUAGAAUUAUUACUCAUAGCGACAGUAAUAAAUAAUAAAGCAAGAUUAAUAAUAAUCCCCGCGUGACUAGAUAGAUGCAUGGCAAUGAUCUUCUUGUACUCACGUAUUGCGUAUAUAGACUACUCAACUAACAGGAUUUCAAGAUAUAGGCAAAGAAUAGCUUUAGUAUCGGAUUUUAGACUGAUGGCAAUCCGUUCGAAAAAAUGACGACAACUGACCGUAUUCACAAAUGUUGAAUCCUAUAUGUCCAUUUAUCUGUUGCUACAUGUAGGGACUCCGUAUCUGUGUGUUUCUCUGUAGAUGUUUGGUGUUCUCAUGUGUCCAUAAACUAAUCCGACUCAGCAUGAAACCGGCCAAUCUCGAUUGUUUAAUAUUCUUUAAUGUAAGUCCAUAAGUUACUUCAAUAGCCACAUGUAGGCGCUUACAACCAUGCCGCUACUUAUUAGGUGAUAGCGUUGUUUCCAAUUACCCAUUUUUCUAAAUUUGUUUUUUUGUUACGGAUACGUAUCACAAUGUUCAGAUAGAAAACUUCAGAUAUGAGGCGUUCUUCCACUCCAAUAAAUUGCUGCAAGCUCUUGCAGUAGAUUCAGAUACGACGAGCCUAAGGAAACAAAUUUGUGUUCACGUUUCUACUCAGGUACCUUUAUCUAUUUAGGUAGAACCUUUGAAAACCUCUAAUUGGGAAUCGGCACAAAGAUGCUUGUUAAAGUCUGGGCAGUUGUAGCCUAGUAUUAUGAUAUCCAUGUUUUGCCUUACUCCAUUUAUCAUCGAAAUCAACCGGUUUCAAUAACUUUAUCUUUUAUCUCCUCAUUGAAAGAUUUUGGGGGAUCCAUUUACAUGUAGAAUUCUACGUGCAUACGUAGGGGCUCAGUUCUCUGUUUGCAAUCAAGAUAUGAUUAUCAAGGCACGAAUCAGCUCGUUAAGAGGGGAGACAAUUAUUACGGUUGUUGCCUCAUAAUUACGUCUGUAUGUAGUAUUGUUCCAUAACGAAUUCUUACUUGUUUCACUGCUGUCAUAUGUAGAAUCGUAUUGUAGCAAUAGGUUAAAUUGCCAUAUUUGUUUAUUGUACGUGGUUUUUGUGUGGCUUCGUUAGGUGCCUACCACUCUUCAUUAUUACCGUAUGAAAUGAUCGAACGUCUUGAUAUCAAAAAUGCGACCCACCUAAGCUCUAUUUUAGCUACAGUACGUAACGUUUGUUAUAUAUUUAUACAGUACACACAUGUUUGUAUUUCGAACUGGUUCACUCUGACCUGCUGUAGAUCUGCUUUAGCAUCGACUCGCUAAAUAACGAGGACAAAAAAGAACAUAGGUUUUAGUUGAACUAAGCCAACUGUUUUUCGCUAAGAAGAUAAGCUGCUAAUUCUUCUACGCGUACACCAAAGUUUCUUUUUUUCUCUUACUUCAUCUGCGUACAUAAACCUACGACAUCCAAGCACGUAAGUUCCAUUAGCACCAGCUUGUUGAACGAACCAGGCCUCAUAUACAAUCUCACCCUUGCAUACGUUGCGAAAUUCGCUUGUCACCCAAAAUCAAAUGCAGUGCGCUCUUUCGAGAGCGCCCUGGAAUAAACGCCGCGCUGUCUGUCUGCGUAGGCUCAAUUAGGCUAAUACCUGUAGCUAAUCAAACUACCCGUUGGACUACAUGCAUUUGACAAUAUCAAAUCGCGAAGCACUAAUGCUUAUUGAAUAGCGUGGUGUCAGAACGCACACCUACGCCAUGAGUCCGUAGUAGUAGCUCCAAGUAGAGCAUUUGUUGUUUCGAUUGAAUAACAAUCAAAUUCUGCAAAUUGUGUAUGUUUUUUUAUCAUUUUUUGUAUCACUAUAGUAGAUCGUCUUGCUGUCCUCGUGUUUCUAUAUUCGCAUGUCUGGAAUUGUAGGCAGCUGUGUGUACCUAUUUGUGAAGCGGUCUUUGCCUAUUUUAGCAGGUGUUGUUGUGUACGUGUAUUUGUUCACGGAGCUGUAAAGCCGAAAGUCGCGUCAUUUCUCGAAAUACUUUUUUGGCUUUUUAAGAUUAUGAGACGAUUAAUGCCUAGGUAAUCUUUUAUUGAGAAAAGAUCCCGGUGGACGUGUGUCUGCGUGUGUAUUUGAAUGACAGCAGUGGCAUAUGGAGAAGGGUCUGUUCAUUUUGUUAUCUCAAAUAAUAAAUGGGAUCAACCGUCGAUAAAAAGCGUUUGUAAUUCAUAAUUGUUUGGUUUACUCUUCAACCUGUACAUAAGGUUUAUCCGUAGUGGCUCAAAACCUCCUUUCGCGAAAAUAUGUAUCGUAAUAUAUCCACAUACAUCGUUGUUGGAAAACUCAUCGCUAAAUGGACGCAAUCCUACUUUCUUUGGCGAUACAGGUCAACAGUUUUCUUAGUUCAGGUUUGAUCUUUAUUCUAUCCCUAAUCGAUCCUAAAUCUGUCCACUGAAUAAAAUCACGGUGCUAUUAAUAUCAUGCCACGUUUCAAUCAACAGAAGAAAAUAAGACAGGACUAUUUCGAAAAAAAUACACUUUAAAUGCGAAAAAAGGAAGCAUUUCCUAAUUAAACUAUAGAAGCCAUCCGCAGAAGUUUCAUGCUUUAUGCUAUGAGAAUAAACUGGGAAAGACUUAUACAUUGCUAAAAUCCACUAGAUCGGCUUUAUCAUAGCGUAUAGCGUAAACGUUCUAUGCCAAGCUAAGAUGAUGCCGCUACAUAGUAUGAUCUCAACGUUAAAUUACACAAGAUCGUACUCUAUUCAGUGGACAAUUUAGUCACUCUUGUCGAAUAAUCUUAUCACUUUAGUAAAUCUAAUGUUCUGAUAAAGCGUCAUGUUCAUUUUCCUCGAGAAAUUGUUUUUAAACAUCACCUAAUGUAUGUAUAUAUAUAUAUAU
Molecule: messenger RNA, 11398 nt
Organism: Varroa destructor (honeybee mite)
Lineage: Eukaryota; Metazoa; Arthropoda; Arachnida; Mesostigmata; Varroidae
Product: tartrate-resistant acid phosphatase type 5-like
Molecular function (GO): acid phosphatase activity
Source: RefSeq, a predicted model, not a curated record